This is a messenger RNA of Manihot esculenta (cassava), 1323 nucleotides long. Its product is annotated as probable purine permease 4. NCBI's taxonomy places the organism in Eukaryota, Viridiplantae, Streptophyta, Magnoliopsida, Malpighiales, Euphorbiaceae. Gene Ontology annotation, cellular component: membrane. The record is from RefSeq and is a predicted model, not a curated record. Bases 79 to 1293 code for a protein of 404 amino acids. The transcript has a single exon. Gene Ontology annotation, molecular function: purine nucleoside transmembrane transporter activity.
UCUCCAAGCCUCAAAAGGCAUUCACCCACCCACAUCAGUGAGAUAGAGUGUCGUCUCCUUUGUUUCAACUCCUUUUUAAUGGAUUUGUUUGUAGAAGCCCCAUCUGAAAAUCCUCCCAAAAACAACCUAACACACUCUCCCACUCUCCACAGUAUUCAUCAAGAACUGCAGCUGCACCAAGAAGCAUCACUAGGGAUCAUGAGCAACAAUAUUAACCCAAUUGCCCAAAUUCAAGAAGCUGAUCAGAAGCCCAAGACUACCAAGAGGUAUAUGCUUCUUUUGGUGAUCAACUACUUGUGCUUGUUUGUGGGUUCAGUCUCUUCUAGCUUGCUGUCUAAGUUCUAUUUCAUCCACAAAGGUUCAAGCAGAUGGGUCUCUACUUGGGUCCAAUCUGCUGGUUUUCCUCUUCUUCUCUUCCCCAUUUACCUUCCUUAUUAUCUCUUUAAAUGCACUGAGAGAAAACCCUUUGAUAAGUUCACUCAAAGAAAAUUGAUCUUGUCAAUCUUUGUAGGCCUCAUGUUAGGCUUAAACAAUCUUCUCUUCUCAUGGGGCAAUUCCUAUCUCCCAGUAUCAACCUCGUCUCUGCUUUUAUCAUCACAACUCGUCUUUAAUCUCAUUCUCUCAGUCAUCAUAGUAAAACAAAGGAUCACCUUUCAAAAUCUCAAUUGUGUAAUCCUUCUGACACUUAGCUCAGUCCUUCUAGCCUUAGGUUCAAGCCACGACAGGCCUCAAGGCUUAACCCCAACCAAAUAUUUCAUAGGGUUCUUCUCCACAAUAGGAGCAGGCUUGUUAUUUGCCCUGUACUUACCAGUGAUGGAAAAGAUAUAUAAGAAUGUCCAGUGUUACGAAAUGGUGAUGGAAAUGCAGCUAGUCAUGGAAAUCGCAGCCACCGCUCUAGCCACCGUAGGGAUGGCAAUAGACGGAGGAUUCAGAGACAUUAAAAGAGAAAGCAAGAGUGAAUUCGAUAAAGGAGAGACGUGGUAUUGGAUAACAGUAAUAGGGAACGUAGUAACAUGGCAGAUGUGCUUCAUGGGGACGGCGGGGAUGGUGUUCUUGACGUCGUCGCUGACCGGAGGGAUAUGCAUGACGGCGCUUUUGGGCAUGAACGUGGUGGGAGGAGUAUUAGUGUAUGGGGAUGAGUUUGGUGGAGUGAAGGUGGUGUCCACUUUGCUUUGUGGGUGGGGAUUUUGCUCUUAUGUGUAUGGAAUGUACCUUAAAAUGAAGGACCAGAAACGGCUUCAGGAAAGGGAGAAUAAAAAUCUUGGGAUGGAGAUGGUUCAUGUUGUGCAUUGAUGGUUAUCAUCAAAUUUUAUUUGCUUUGUC